CUUGGACCUGCGGCCACAGUCUCAUGCCAUGGAUCGCCAUCUCUGCAUUUGUCGCGAGAUCCAGCUCCGGAGUGGCCUCCUGUUCCCUUUUCUUCUACUAAUGAUGCUGGCAGACCUAGCGCUCCCGGCCCAACGUCACCCCCCGGUGGUGCUGGUGCCUGGUGAUUUGGGUAACCAGUUGGAAGCAAAGCUGGAUAAGCCAAAGGUUGUACACUACCUGUGCUCCAAGAGGACGGACAGUUACUUCACACUCUGGCUGAAUCUUGAACUGCUCCUGCCAGUUAUCAUUGACUGCUGGAUUGACAAUAUCAGGCUGGUUUACAACAGAACAUCUCGGACUACCCAGUUUCCUGAUGGUGUAGAUGUGCGUGUUCCUGGCUUUGGGGAAACAUUUUCUCUGGAAUUCCUAGACCCAAGCAAAAGGAACGUGGGUUCCUAUUUCUACACUAUGGUGGAGAGUCUUGUGGGCUGGGGCUACACACGGGGGGAAGAUGUCCGUGGUGCUCCCUAUGAUUGGCGCAGAGCCCCAAAUGAAAACGGGCCUUACUUCUUGGCCCUCCAAGAGAUGAUCGAGGAGAUGUACCAGAUGUAUGGGGGCCCCGUGGUGCUGGUCGCCCACAGCAUGGGCAACAUGUACAUGCUCUACUUUCUGCAGCGGCAACCACAGGCCUGGAAGGACAAGUAUAUCCAAGCCUUCGUCUCACUGGGUGCGCCCUGGGGGGGCGUGGCCAAGACCCUGCGUGUCCUGGCCUCAGGAGACAACAACCGUAUCCCUGUCAUUGGGCCACUGAAGAUCCGGGAACAGCAGCGAUCUGCAGUCUCCACCAGCUGGCUACUGCCGUACAACCACACGUGGUCACAUGAAAAGGUGUUUGUGUACACACCCACAGCUAACUACACACUCCGGGACUAUCACCGGUUCUUCCAAGACAUCGGCUUUGAAGACGGCUGGUUCAUGAGGCAGGACACACAAGGGCUGGUGGAAGCCCUGGUACCGCCUGGUGUAGAGCUGCACUGCCUGUACGGGACCGGUGUUCCCACACCAAACUCUUUCUACUACGAGAACUUUCCUGAUCGUGACCCAAAAAUCUGCUUUGGGGAUGGUGACGGCACAGUGAACUUGGAGAGUGUCCUGCAGUGCCAAGCCUGGCAGAGCCGCCAAGAGCACAAAGUGUCAUUGCAGGAGCUGCCAGGGAGCGAACACAUUGAGAUGCUGGCCAAUGCCACUACCUUGGCUUAUCUGAAACGUGUGCUUCUAGAAGAACCUUGAUUUCCUGUGCCAGGCAAGGCUGCUGCAUGGCUGGACCACGGAGCUUCUCUUGGCCUCUCUGACUCUUUCAUGGUCUGCAAACCUGGCAAAGUUUGUGACCGUCAUCCAAGGUCCUAAGUCUUAGGAGGCAUCUGCCUCAGGGGAAAUGCUAUUUCUCAACCUUCUUAUGUAGAAUGGCAAUGAAGAAGGAAGAAGAAGUGAGUGUGGACUCAGAGGACAUUUGAUGGAAAGAAUGCUGCUACUGAUGCUGAAUUGUGACCUCACGCUGGCUCUGGAGGCUGGAUUGUUUGUCCCUAACUUGGGCCAUGCAAUCCUCUUAUCUUCUCUGGUCUUUCUACUCUAGCUCACUGGGCCCUAGCCUUCCUGUGAGUGAGGGAUGUUAGUUACUGAGCUGACGUCCUGUCAUAGAAGGUUCCACAGAGAUCCUCGGGUGACCUUCCCCCAUACUGGCCUCAGGUUGCCUACUGCACUGGCCGUAGGUGGCUAGAGCUGCUGGCUUCCCUGUGACCUCACUGGUAGGCAUUCUGAGUGUGGGGUCUUCUGGAGGCAGUCAGGUAAACCCCCUGCAGGCAGGGCAGUUGGUCGUGUCUCCCUGAUUCCUUCGGGUUGGGUUAUUUACAGUCCGUUCCUACCUCUCAUUUAGUGGCAUCCUAGCUCUGGACUGGACAGCAGAGGACCUCUCAAUUCUGGGGGCCAUGUCCUAGGAUUCCUGAUCUCCCUGCCCGUGAUGCAGGUUCCAGUACUGAAGCUGGUUCUGUUGGUUCUGGGACUGUAGUUUAAGAGGGGCGGGGCCUAAUGUCAUGCCUUCUCUUAAGGUCCUAGGAAGAAAACGAGCUCAAGGGAAUAACCAUGCUUGCUUAGAGCUUCCCAUGAGCCACCUUCUUGAGAAUUCCACCACCAUGGUGCGCCCUGCUCUGGGGCCUUUCUACCAUCUACUUGGGCUGUCACAGGGUUGAGAGGUGGUAGAGUCCCUGCCCAACACUUGCUACCAGCUGAAUGGGUUUUGGUUUGCGGGGAAACAGUCCAGAGAUUUGAAAGGGCCCCCAAGAGAGCUAGGAACUUAGAGUCCCAGCUAGGGGCUUUUGUUUGUUUGUCCCAGGGAUGCCACAUAGUCUCUGUGACAGCAGGGAUGGGGAAUCUCGGCCUGCCUUAGGGACAGUGGACCUGACUAUAAGCUUGGAUCAGCUUUUAGGUCAGGGUCUCAAAACCACUUGGAGGCUGGACCACACUGCCUUCCCAUACCGUUUCUGGCGCUGGACUUACCUUGUUAAGCACAUUCCUAUCAUCUGUCCCUCACCUGAGUGGUGGGACCCCCACUCUGGGUCCUGAGCAAGCUGUACCUCGAUUUUGGCAAUAAAAGUAUUCUGGAUGCUGUAA
Rattus norvegicus (Norway rat) is the source of this 2647-nucleotide messenger RNA. RefSeq names its product phospholipase A2, group XV (gene Pla2g15). Lineage: Eukaryota; Metazoa; Chordata; Mammalia; Rodentia; Muridae. Gene Ontology annotation, molecular function: zinc ion binding; acylglycerol O-acyltransferase activity; glycerophospholipid phospholipase A1 activity. Gene Ontology annotation, cellular component: extracellular region; membrane; lysosome. The record is from RefSeq and is marked provisional. Gene Ontology annotation, biological process: ceramide metabolic process; glycerophospholipid metabolic process; lipid metabolic process. The transcript has 6 exons. Bases 29 to 1270 code for a protein of 413 amino acids.